GGGUAUCGAAAACGUGGGGAAGCCUACACCGUACCUGAGUAGUAACUACUGCAAAAGUUGGAAUGAGGUAAGUAUUGGAUGGUAAGGACUACUGUGAAGAGUCCCAAAAAAUCUACAAUAGACUCUAGGCGGUAUUGAAUCGUAACUAAUCCUUAGAUAGCGUAUGUAGUGCAACUUCCUCGGCUCAUCCAAAGCAUCGGUAAAGCUCACCCCCCGUCUAUUUAGCUACGUUCCUCCGUCAUUACUCAUCAUUUCCUGGGUGAUAUCUAUAUAAAAUUAUAUUCCAGAACUCUCUAUUUAUUUGCAUCAGGUUGAGAUGUCGCCUCCAGGCCCCUUUCGUGUGGUGGAGCACACCAUUCCAUGUCAACAUAUCAGAGAAUACCCUGGGGCCACGGCCAAUGUGCAAGAAGACGUCUUGCAUUUAGCUGUCAAGCAAUAUAUUCCUUUGGAUAACCUCGAUCCGCAAUCUGGAGAUGUUACGAUUAUUGGAGCGCAUGCCAACGGGUUUCCCAAAGAGCUUUACGAGCCUCUUUGGGAAGAUAUAUAUGCCCGCUCAAGAUCUAAUGGAUUUCGAAUCCGCAGCAUCUGGAUGGCUGAUGUUGCACACCAGGGGCAAAGCGGCGUGAUCAACGAAGAUCUAAUCGGCAAUGACCCUAGCUGGCUUGAUCAUCCGCGGGAUCUCCUCCAUUUCAUAAACUUGAAGCGAGCUGAAAUGCCACGGCCUAUCAUCGGAAUUGGCCAUAGCAUGGGCGGUGCACACCUUGUGCAACUCUGUUUGAUGCAUCCUCGACUCCUCCAUACGCUCGUCCUCUUGGACCCAGUCAUCCAGCGCGAGACUACCCAGUUCGACAGCCCUGAUGUUGUCGAAGAAAGGAAACAUAUCAGCCGGACUACUCAAUUAUCGACCUACCGAAAGGAUCUCUGGGAAUCGCGCCGGGAUGCUGCUGAAGGAUUCCAGCGAAGUCCGUUUUACAAGACAUGGGAUCCCCGGGUACUAGAGCGUUGGGUCCAAUACGGGCUACGCGAUCUCCCUACAGCCAUUCAUCCAUUACUGGAAGGAACGAGCAAAGACGGUAAACCUCCUGUGACAUUAACUACAACCCUCCACCAGGAGGUAUUUACCUUUUCGCGACCUAACUACGAGUUCGACACGGGAAAGCCCAUCAACAAGACAACGCAUCCGGAUCUAAAUCCCGAUCAGGCAGGCGCCUCUCCUUUCUACCGCCCUGAACCACUGCGGAUCUUUGCUCAGAUACCGCAUCUACGCCCCUCCGUACUAUAUAUCUUCGGUGGGAAAUCAGAAUUGUCCACGCCGAAACUACGCGCCGAUAAAAUCGCUCACACCGGUACGGGAACUGGCGGCAGUGGCGGCGUGCUCGCGGGACGUGUACGGGAAGUGUGUCUGGAAGAGCAUGGGCAUCUCCUCGCACAGGAAGCGGCGACGGAAUGCGCCAUUGCAGCUGCGCCGUGGCUGGGUGCGGAGCUCCAGCGGUGGCAAGACGAAGAGCGCGUCUUCCACGCGCAGUGGAGCAAGAAGUCCAAGGUAGAGAAGUUGACGAUCGAUGCAGAGUGGAAAAAACAUGUUCAAAUGCCGGAGCGGCGGGCUGGAACCCCGAAAACGAAGCUAUAACCUAUAGGAUUAGGGGGUCUUGCUUGAGGGAGAAAUGCAAAGAUAGACACCUCAGCCAUUCCAUUUAUCUUUCUAUCAAACUACCGAAAGUACCGAAAACAUCCCGUAGCCAUAAACCGUAAUCAGCGCAUCGACAUAAGGAACAAAAAAUAGAAGGUAGUGCCCUAAAAAAUCAACUGUAAUCGUCAACGCCAGCUG
Molecule: messenger RNA, 1828 nt
Organism: Penicilliopsis zonata CBS 506.65
Lineage: Eukaryota; Fungi; Ascomycota; Eurotiomycetes; Eurotiales; Aspergillaceae
Exons: 5
Coding region: 317-1630 (437 amino acids)
Source: RefSeq, a predicted model, not a curated record